AUGGACUACGACAGCGUCAGCUCCCGGCAGCUGUCUGAUGUGUUCCUGACAGAUGGCAGUAGAGUGAGUGCUGCUACAGUCGCCAGUACAGCCAUCGCUGCAGCACAGUGGGCCGUUACCCAGACAGCCCAGUCCCUGUCCUCUGCCUCCCAGCAGGGUGUGGAGGUGGGGUUGUACCACCAGGGGGCAGCAGUAACACUGGGAGUCUAUGGAGUCCAGGAGAACCACAACUACACAGUGGUGACAGAGGGCCCGGCCUACAAGGCCCAGGCAGGGGGAAUGGGUACAUCCCUACCCAGCCCAGGAGCAGGCCUGAUGGGGGCGUACAUAGGAACAGCACCUGCAGCGAUCUGUUCUGAGGCUGUAGUUUCUGGAGUGGAUGGCGUGCAGCUCUCUCUCAGCCAAUCACACGCUCCACUCAUCACUUUGGCAACCACACAGGCCAAUCAGCAUGUAGAGAUAGUGGGUAAGCCUCAACCUGCCACUCCCACCCACCCUGCCACCCCCGGCACCGCACACCAGUACCAACAAUACCCGGUCCCGGACGUGUCCACGUACCAAUACGAGGAGAGUUCUGGCUACUACUACGACCCUCUAACGGGACUCUACUACGACCCUAACUCACAGUACUACUAUAACGGGGUAACUCUGCAGUAUAUGUACUGGGACGGAGAGAAACAAACCUACGUUCCAGCACCUGCCCAAUCAACAGCUGAGGCUGCCGUUGCCCCCGGUGAUAACUCCGCCCCCCCUGAUCCUCCCUCUGCUGCUCCUGGAGGCAAGGAGAAGAAGGACAAGCCCAAAAAUAAGACAGCCCAACAGAUAGCGAAGGAUAUGGAGCGUUGGGCUAAGAGCCUGAACAGACAGAAGGAGAACGUUCGCUCUCUCUCCUCGUCCUCCUCUUCCUGCUCCACCACCCCUGUGACCUCUAUGGCUCCACCCCCUGGUUACGCCCGGGUGCCUGGACACGGUCGCCUUGACGAUCGUCGAGAGUCCGCCAGCGCUGACGCCGGUUAUGCUGUCCUGGAGAAGAAGGGGGCGUUGUCUGAAAGACCUCAGAUCAUCCUGGACCAGCUCAGACACACAGACAGAGAGCGCUCUCCACCUCAGGUGCAGGGUUUGGUUCCGGCCUACAGCGGCGAGACGGACAGCGAGGGAGAGGAGGGAGGAGAGAAGGAUGAGAGGAUGACAGACUGGGCUAAGCUAGCCUGUCUGCUGUGUAGGAGACAGUUCCCCAGCAAGGAGGCUCUCAUACGACACCAACAGCUCUCAGAGCUACACAAGCAAAACCUGGAGCAGCGGAGGUCACAGCAAGAGGGGGGUAUAGGGGAGGAGGAGGGGGAGAGGAAAGACAAAGGAGGGCCGUCCACAGAGCCACCAGACCCCAAGAAGAGGAAGUACAGCCCCCUUGAUGGUACGGCUGGCAGUAGUCUAGGUGCCAGGAUGCUGCAGGGAGGGGUGAAGAAAGGACUGCUGCUACGUAACAUGCAAGUGGACUGACCCCUGACCUUUAAACCCUGACCUCUAACCUCUAACCCUAGACAUUCAACCAUCGCACAGGACUAGGCUCCCUAGGUACAGAUCUAGGAUCAGCUUCCCCUCCCCCAAUCCUAACCUUAACCCUUUACACUCGUACUCGUAUCCGGGUUGAAAAUGGCAGAUUUGGGCACCAAUAAAUACCUAAAUUGGAACUUAAUGCUCAUCACAGUGAUGUAUGAGUUUUGACUGACAGACAUUCUGAACUUGAGCACUUCACACAACGUAAAGCUGCAACCCAUCCCUCCUCGUAACUUUUGCAAAUGUUUUGUUGUCUGAGAGAAGGGAAAAUGCUGUAAAUUAAGAUGCAUUUUGUUGAGGAUU
Messenger RNA from Oncorhynchus gorbuscha (pink salmon), 1860 nucleotides. Its product is annotated as RNA-binding protein 10-like. The record is from RefSeq and is a predicted model, not a curated record. The transcript has 12 exons. Gene Ontology annotation, molecular function: RNA binding. NCBI's taxonomy places the organism in Eukaryota, Metazoa, Chordata, Actinopteri, Salmoniformes, Salmonidae. The coding region runs from base 1 to 1500 and encodes 499 amino acids. Gene Ontology annotation, cellular component: nucleus. Gene Ontology annotation, biological process: mRNA splicing, via spliceosome.